AUGGACAACAACAUCAACAGGAACAACAACAACAUCAACAACAACAACAUCAACAGGAACAACAACAACAUCAACAACAACAACAACGGCGUCAACAAGAACAACAAAAAUCAACAAAAUUACUAUUACUACUUUCGCUACUACUGCUGCUACAUAAAAGCUCUUUCCAUGUUGACUAUAACCAGAGAGCAAGUAGAAGAGCAAGCCAGCACAUCCCACAUCAACGUCAUCAAUGGCAACAACAAUGGUGGCAGUGGGGGCCAAUCAUCCGGAUUAGGUAUUCCGUGCGAGUGCCACGCGUGGCAUUACGUUCCCAACCGCCACCACCAGCCCAUCACUACUACAAGAAGUAAAGUCGGAGUUGUGUAUGCCGCGAACAUCCGCAAAAGAUUUGAAGGGGAGCCAUUUAGUACCUCAGGCGAAAUCGGGUCAUCGGCCGUCCUACAUUGUCUGCCUCCCAUUGGCCAACCGACUCCGAAGGUAUACUGGAUCAAAGAUGGCGUCGAUUUGGAUAUUGAUUCCGAUACGAACCUCAUCCAAACCAGCGAGGGCAGUCUCAUCAUCAGUCAGUUACGUAUCCAUGACAACGGGAACUACACGUGCGCAGCGUACAAUAUGGCGGGAAAGAGGUUGAGUGACGUUGCAACGCUAAGGGUCAUAGUGAAUGGCGGUUGGACAGCCUGGUCAUCCUGGUCCGAAUGCUUGGAAUGUUCUCAACAUCGUCAUCAGCACUACCAGAGAAGGUCAAGGACUUGCGCAAACCCCCAACCACAAAAUGGCGGGAAUUUUUGCAAGGGUGAAAAGCAGCAGAAGCAGCCCUGUCAAAUCAGCUGUCCGGACGGCUCGUGGUCCCAGUGGUCGGGUUGGUCGGCAUGUUCGAACGAAUGUAAACAACAUCGGUCAAGGUCAUGCAGUGGGGACGAGGACGACGACGAUGAUGCUGCUAUAAAUAGAAACAACAAUGAUGGUGAUGAUUACGAUGGUGAUGGUGAUGAUGAUGGUGGUGGAGUCGUCGGGAGGGGAUGCGUGGGAGAGAGAGUUGAAGUUGUCGACUGUCCGAGGCCAUUGUGCAAAGACGUUCAAGAUGACUUAAAUGAUGUAUUUUGA
Molecule: messenger RNA, 1107 nt
Organism: Helobdella robusta
Lineage: Eukaryota; Metazoa; Annelida; Clitellata; Rhynchobdellida; Glossiphoniidae
Exons: 9
Coding region: 1-1107 (368 amino acids)
Source: RefSeq, a predicted model, not a curated record